GGCUCCCUGCCUCUGCCCCCGCCCCUUGACAUCCCAGACUCCCUGGCUAUUUAAACAGAGAUGGGUGUCCCAUCGACACACUGUCCUUUGCCUACCGGACAUCAUGCCUCCCAAGAAGGAUGUUCCUGUGAAGAAGCCACUGGGACCCUCUACCUCAAAGCCUGCUGCCAAGCCAGUAGCAGGGGUUCUUCCAGCCAAGGCCAAGGCUGAAUCAGCUGCAUCUCUAGCCCCUGGAAAGCCCCAGGAGCCCCCUAUGGAUCUCUCCAAAGUAGUGAUCGAGUUUAACAAGGACCAGCUGGAGGAGUUCAAGGAGGCUUUUGAGCUGUUUGAUCGAGUAGGUGAUGGCAAGAUCCUGUACAGUCAGUGUGGGGACGUGAUGAGGGCCCUGGGUCAGAACCCCACCAACGCCGAGGUGCUCAAGGUCCUGGGGAACCCCAAGACUGAUGAACUGAAGUCCAGGCGUGUGGACUUUGAGACUUUCCUACCCAUGCUUCAGGCAGUGGCCAAGAACCGGGACCAAGGCACAUAUGAGGACUACUUGGAGGGCCUUCGGGUGUUUGACAAGGAGGGGAAUGGCAAAGUCAUGGGAGCAGAGCUCAGACACGUUCUCACCACCUUAGGAGAGAAGAUGACUGAGGAGGAGGUGGAGACUGUUCUGGCAGGGCAUGAGGACAGCAACGGCUGCAUCAACUAUGAGGCCUUCCUGAAGCACAUCCUAAGCGUCUGAGCUCUACAGAUUCCGAGGGGCCGGAUACUGUUCCCUUCUCCCCCGCAGGCGGAAGCACGUUCCUGCCACUAGGAGGCCACCUAAUUGUUUUAAAAUAAAAAAAAUGGUUCCUC
This is a messenger RNA of Chrysochloris asiatica (Cape golden mole), 840 nucleotides long. RefSeq names its product myosin, light chain 6B, alkali, smooth muscle and non-muscle (gene MYL6B). The coding region runs from base 104 to 727 and encodes 207 amino acids. Lineage: Eukaryota; Metazoa; Chordata; Mammalia; Afrosoricida; Chrysochloridae. Gene Ontology annotation, molecular function: calcium ion binding; structural constituent of muscle. The record is from RefSeq and is a predicted model, not a curated record. The transcript has 7 exons. Gene Ontology annotation, cellular component: myosin II complex.